This is a messenger RNA of Aspergillus melleus, 1101 nucleotides long. Its product is annotated as zinc-dependent alcohol dehydrogenase. The record is from RefSeq and is a predicted model, not a curated record. Gene Ontology annotation, molecular function: zinc ion binding; oxidoreductase activity. The transcript is spliced from 4 exons. Lineage: Eukaryota; Fungi; Ascomycota; Eurotiomycetes; Eurotiales; Aspergillaceae. Bases 1 to 1101 code for a protein of 366 amino acids.
AUGGCCGCUCCGGAAAUUCCCCUGAAACAAAAAGCCGUCAUCUAUGACCAACCCGGCACCGUCUCAACCAAAGUAGUGGAGAUCGACGUCCCCGAGCCCGGUGCGGGCGAGGUGCUGAUCAACCUCACUCACUCGGGAGUUUGCCACUCCGACUAUGGAGUGAUGACCAAUACUUGGAAAGUACUCCCUUACCCCACGCAGCCUGGACAGGUCGGGGGGCACGAGGGCGUAGGGAAGAUUGUGAAGCUCGGUCCAGGUGCCGAAUCCUCAGGCUUGAAGAUCGGCGACCGAGUCGGUGUGAAAUGGAUCUCGAGCGCUUGUGGAAACUGCCUUCCCUGUCAAGCAGGAUCCGAUGGACUCUGCUUCGCCCAGAAAGUGUCGGGCUACUAUACCCCGGGCACCUUUCAACAGUACACCCUGGGACCGGCCAACUACGUGACGCCGAUCCCCGACGGACUGGGCUCGGACGAAGCAGCGCCCAUGCUCUGCGCGGGGACCACCGUGUACGCCGCUCUGAAGCGCAGCAACGCGCGACCGGGCGAGUGGAUUGUGAUCUCCGGCGCUGGCGGCGGACUGGGCCACAUCGCGGUGCAGCUGGCCAGUCGAGGGAUGGGGCUGCGCGUGAUCGGCGUCGACCACGGCAGCAAGGCCGAGCUGGUCAAGGAGUCCGGGGCGGAGCAUUUCGUGGACAUCACGAAGUUCCCCGCGGACGACCAGGGCGAAGCCAUCACCGCGCACGUCAAGUCCCUGGCCGACGGGCUCGGUGCCCACGGGGUCAUCGUGUGCACCGCUUCCAACGCGGCGUAUGCCCAGUCGCUCGGCUUCCUGCGCUUCAACGGCACCCUGGUGUGUGUUGGCGUACCGGAGAAUGACCUGCUGCCCAUUGCGACGGCGUACCCGGGAUCCAUCAUCCUUAAGCAUGCGACGAUCACCGGGUCGGUUGUCGGCACGCGAGCGGACGCCGUCGAGACGUUGAACUUCGCGGCGCGCGGCGUCAUCAAUGCCCAUUUCCGCACGGAGAAGAUGGAGGCGCUAACCAGCGUUUUUGAGGAGAUGCAUCAUGGGAAGGUGCAGGGACGGGUGGUCCUGGACUUGUCCUAG